CGUGAAGGGUUCGCAGAGAAGCAGAGACAUAUCCAUAUAUUUCAGCGUUUAAUUCAAUAUCGAGACACAGGCGUUUAUAGAUACAUUUAAAUAUUCAGAUACGGGCAUAUAUACACGAUCCGAAAUGGAAAGUGGCAGGAAGCAAAUUAUCAACUUCGGGGCUGGUCCUGCCAAGCUACCACUGCCGGUCUUGCUCCAAGCACAGAAAGAACUGCUGGAUUACAAGGAACUUGGAAUUAGUGUUCUAGAAAUGAGCCACAGAUCUUCAGACUUCAUCAAAAUUGUCAACACAACAGAAAAUGAUCUGCGAGAACUGCUGAAUAUUCCAGAAAACUACAAGGUAAUUUUUCUCCAGGGAGGUGGAACUGGUCAGUUCAGUGCUGUCCCUUUAAACCUUAUUGGAUUGAAAGAAGAGAGGAGUGCUGAUUAUGUGGUGACUGGAUCUUGGUCUGCUAAAGCAGCCAUUGAAGCAGCGAAAUAUGGAAAAGUGAAUAUUGUUCAUCCCAAACUUGAUGCUUACAUAACAAUUCCAAAUCCAAGUAGUUGGAAUUUGAAUCCAAACGCUUCUUAUGUUUACUAUUGUGCCAAUGAGACGCUGCAUGGUGUGGAAUUUCCCUUUGUCCCAGACACAGAAGGAACUGUGCUGGUCUGUGACAUGUCGUCAUGUUUUCUUUCAAAGCCAGUAGAUGUCUCCAAGUUUGGUUUGAUUUUCGCUGGUGCUCAGAAGAACAUUGGUUGUGCGGGAGUGACUGUGGUAAUAAUCAGAGAGGAUCUUCUGGGAUUUGCAUUGAAGGAAUGUCCAAUAGUGUUUGACUAUAAAGUACAAGAGAGCAGCAAUUCUCUUUACAAUACUCCUUCAACCUAUAGCAUUUACAUUAUGGGUUUGGUCUUGCAAUGGAUUAAAAAAUGUGGUGGUGCUCAAGUGAUGGAACAAAACAGUAUUGCUAAGUCAAAGCUGAUUUACAAUGUAAUUGAUGGAUCCAAUGGAUUCUAUGUGAGUCUACCUGCUUCAAUCUACAGAAGUAGAAUGAAUAUUCCAUUCCGCAUUGGAAAUGCUAAUGGGGACAGUAUUCUUGAAACUGAAUUUCUUGACAAAGCUGCUAAACGCAAUAUGAUAUCAUUAAAAGGCCACAGGUCUGUUGGUGGAAUUCGUGCUUCCCUCUAUAAUGCUGUGACAGUGGAAGAAGCUCAAAAACUCGCAGAGUUUAUGAUCGACUUUAUGAAGGAGCAUCAUGUAUAAAAUAUUUCAGUGUUUUGGUUUUAUCGUUGCAUUGUAUUUCUGAAAUGUAGACCUCUAGAUUUUCAAGAGAUGCUGGAAAUAUUCAGCAGAUUUGGUGGCAUUGGUAGAAAAACGUUUUUUGAUUUAGUAUUUCUGGUUAUAGAGAGUAGUUGGAUAUUGCAGAACUUUAAUCUUACCGAAAAAGAUGCAUUGCCAAAGCUUCCCUCCUUACGCUUAUCAGGAUAAUUGACUAAUUUAAAGGAAAAUAACAAUUUUUGUAUGAGAGUGCUGAUUCGUAAAGUGUUGCCAUGGAGAGUACACCAAAUUAUAGUUCGUUGUCUGUUAACUGCCACAUUUGCUUUAAAUUUCAAACCAGACAGGUUGGUUGACGAUGGUAUUGCCCUGAGAACCAUUGACUCUCAAGUCAGCAAAAUAAGUGACACUGAUUCACUGGAUCAUUUUUCUCAGGGCAGUGUCUUGAUCAAUCAUUCGCUUCAUCUCUUUUGAAGGUUAAACUAAGGUUGGUGGCAAACAGUCAACCAACUAUUAAUUGGGAACUUUCUCUAUGGCAACACCGCUACCAACCAUUAUUCUCUCUCAUGCCAUGUAAAUAUUGGUUUUCCACUUAAAUUGAUAGUCUUACAAAUUAUUAUGGUAAUUGCAAUACAAAAAUUUUUGACAAACAAAAAUCUUUGACAAAAUGUCGUCUCUGAGAAAACUCAAUUUCCAGUUAAUGAUGGUUUUGAUAGUGGAUCAUUGACCUUAAACAGUCUCAUGCUUUACAGCCCUGCAGAACAUUUCCAGCAUCUUUAGCUUUGCUUUAAUGUGUGUCUUGUUAGUGAAAUACAUCUAAGAAUCUUUAAUCAUUUAUAAAUCAUGCUAUAUUAGUCUUUUUUUUUAAUUCUGGCACACCUGAACUAUCUAUUCAGGUUAUCAUUCUCUGUGAUAAACUACAUUUUUUAGUGGAGGAACUACCACUGAAUUAGCCAAGAACCAAUCUCAUUACAAAGCUUUUUUUUAAAAGUAUAGUCUCUCCCUUCAAUCCAGGCUCUCCUAAGUAAAGCUAACUUUCUAACUGAUUUUGUGGCUGUUUGCAGGGAAAAUGGUGGUUGCACAAUUUGCAAGUAAAAUAAAACCUGAAGAGUAUGGAUAGAAUGUAGCUUUGCUCUACAUUGUAGAGCUGAUCAGAUAUCCUGGCAUUUCACAUGGACCUGUAUUCAGAGUUUAGAAGAAUGAAACGUUUAAAAUUCUAAUUGGGCUGGAUGUAGGAGAUGCAGGGAGGACGUUUGCUGUGGUUGGAGAGCCUAGGACUAGGGACACAGUUUCAGGAUAUGGAGUAGAACUGAGAUGAGGAACAAUUUCUUCACUCAAAAGGUAGUGAACCUGGGGAAUUCUCUACCGCAGAAGGAUGUGGAGGCCAAGUUACUGAAUAUAUUCAAGAAUAAGAUUUUUCAAUUUAAAAGGCCUUGAGAUAAGGGGAUAAUGGUAUUGAGAUAGAGGAUCAGCCAUGAUCACAAUGAGUGGUAGUGCAGGCUUGAAGGACUAAAUUGCCUACUCCUAAUUCCUAGGUUUCUAUAUUCAAGAUAAUGAAAUCAUAGAAAAGAUAAAUAUUUUCACACUUUUUUUUGCAUUUUUUUUAUUGCCUUUGCCUUAGCCUAGCCAUUUAUGACAAUUGAAUCAUUGCAUUUUGUUUGGCAUAACAUUGAACUUGGUUUUUGUACUUAAUCUAGAAACUGUCUUUUAUGUUAGAAUUUGCUGCCAGGUAGUCAAAAUGCAAAUGAACAACUGUAUUUUAAGAAACCUGAAGUUUGACAUUUUCUAUUUUGAACUCCUUUGGUACAUGGACAAACUUUGGUUCAUCAGAAAUCACAAACUUUCUUGUGGUUCAGCAGAUUGUUGUUACGUUCCCAUUGCCCAGCAGUGGUUAACAUCUGAGUUUGUUUCCCGAGAGGGUGGUGGAUGUGAAGAUGGUCACUGAUUUCAAAGGAAAAUUAAAGGAACGUUUAAAGGACAUGAACUUUCAGAGCUGCAGGAAUAGAGAAGGGGAUAGUGUCUGAUUUGAAUCACUGUACAGAAACUGAGUUGACCAAAUGAUGACUUCUGUGCUAAGGCUCCGACUAGGGCAUUUUAACUAUACACAACAUGACAGGUGCACUGCUGGACCUACUUAGCAUUAACCAAACAUAAUUUAACAUCUAAUCCAACGACAACUUGUAGCAGAAAUUUAAGAAGUGAAUAAAUACCUUAUUUAAAUGGUUAAGUGGAAUGAGUGACUCAGUAAUUUAGCAAAAGCAUUUUUAAAAAAUAUUGCCAGAAAUUUAUAGAAUGACCUGAACUUUUAAUGUUUAGAACCGGUGAAAAAUGGUCAUAUCUCUUCCAGCAGGAUCUGCAAACGAAAACUAUCUUUGGACAAGCAGUUCCUGGAAUUAUUGUGAUCAACUAUUUGUGGCAUAUAUGUGCUCCAAUGCAUAAGCAUUCUUCAGCCAAGCAGCUAUCCUGAAUGCAUUCUGUGAUUUGGUAUGUGCUGUGUCUUGACCACCUGCUGGUGAUUGCUAUUUCACUGUCAGUGAGAAAUGGCAGCUAAAUGGCUGAGAGCCAAAUUACUACAAACUCAAAUGUGUCUUGUUGUUAGUUGGUGAUUUGUGCCCAUAACUAAGCCCCUGAUUUAAAUCAAGAGGCAAGAUAAUUAAUAUUAGCAUGAUACUUUAAAAUAUAACUUGGGAAAUGUUGAUGGGCUUAAGGGGAUUCCUUUCCCUUGUUGGUAAAUCCAGAAAUAAUCUCUGAAUAAGGGAUCAGGAUAUGGAAGAUAUAGACUGUAGGGAAAUAAAUGGUGACAUCUUGCAAAAUGUCCAGAUUACAGAGGAGGAAGUGCUGGAUGUCUUGAAAUGGGUAAAGGUGGAUAAAUCCCCAAGACCGGAUCAGGUAUACCCAAGAACUCUGUGGGAAGCCAGAGAAGUGAUUGCUGGGCCUCUUGCUGAGAUAGUCAAUAGUCACAGGUGAGGUGCUGGAAGACUGGAGGUUGGCAAAUGUGGUGGCACUGUUUAAGGAGGGCAGUAAAGACAAACCAGGGAACUAUAGACCAGUGAGCCUGACCUCGGUGGUGGUCAAGUUGUUGGAGGGAAUCCUGAGGGACAGGAUGUACAUGUAUUUGGAAAGGCAAGGACUGAUUAGGGAUAGUCAACAUGGCUUUGUGCGUGGAAAAUUGUGUCUCACAAACUUGAUUGAGUUUUUUUUUGAAGAAGUAACAAAGAUGAUUGAGGGUAGAGCAGUAGAUGUGAUCGAUUAUGGACUUCAGUAAGGCAUUCGACAAGGUUCCCCAUGGGAGACUGAUUAGAUCUCAUGGAAUACAGGGAGAACUAGCCAUUUCAUACAGAACUGGCUCAAAGGUAGAAGACCAGAGGGUGGUGGUGGAGGGUUGUUUUUCAGACUGGAGGCCUGUAACCAGUGGAGUGCCACAAGGAUCGGUGCUGGGUCCUCUACUUUUUGUCAUUUAGAUAAAUGAUUUGGAUGCAAGCAUAAGAGGUCCAGUUAGUAAGUUUGCAGAUGACACCAAAAUUGGAGGUGUAGUGGACAGCGAAGAGGGUUACCUCCGAUUAAAACUGGAUCUUGACCAGAUUGGGGAAAUGGGCAGAGAAGUGGCAGAUGGAGUUUAAUUCAGAUGAAUGCGAGGUGCUGCAUUUUGGGAAAGCAAAUCUUAACUGGACUUUUACACUUAAUGGUAAGGUCCUAGGGAGUGAUGCUGAACAAUGAGACCUUGGAGUGCAGGUUCAUAUCUCCUUGAAAGUGGAGUCGCUGAUAGAUAGAAUAGUGAAGGAGGCGUUUAGCAUGCUUCCCUUUAUUGGUCAGAGUAUUGAGUACAGGAGUUGGGUGGUCAUGUUGCGUCUGUACAGACAUUGGUUAGGCCACUGUUGGAAUAUUGCGUACAAUUCUGGUCUCUUUCCUAUCGGAAAGAUGUUGUGAAACUUGAAAGGGUUCAGAAAAGAUUUACAAGGAUGUUGCCAGGGUUGGAGGAUUUGAGCUAUAGGGAGAGGCUGAACAGGCUGGGGCUGUUUUCCCUGGAGCGUCGGAGGCUGAGGGGUGACCUAAUAGAGGUUUACAAAAUUGAGGGGCAUGGAUCGCGUAAGUAGGCAAAGUCUUUUCCAUGGGGUCGGGGAGUCCAGAACUAGAGGGCAUAGGUUUAGGUGAGAGGGAAAAGAUCUAAAAGAGACCUAAGGGGCAACUUUUUCACGCAGAAGGUGUUUCGUGUAUGAAAUGAGCUGCCAGAUAAAGUGGUGGAGGCUGGUACAAUUGCAACAUUUAAAAGGCAUCUGGAUGGGUAUAUGAAUAGGAAGGGUUUGGAGGGAUAUGGGCCAGGUGCUGGCAGGUGGGACUAGAUUGGGUUGGGAUAUCUGGUCGGCAUGGACAGGUUGGACCAAAGGGUCUGUUUCCAUGCUGUACAUCUCUAUGACUAUGGCUAUGACUAUCAGCAAUUUUAGGACUUUAUUCUAGGAGUUGUGGGUCUCUGAAUUCUCGUAUUCCAGAGGGCUGGGGCAUUUCAGUUCCUAAAUAUACUUGAGACAGAUCAGUAGAGUUUUGUUUUUGAUCUCUCUUCGCCACAGUUCCAUAUAUCCAUCAGUGACUACACUGAAUGAUAACCCAGAUUGGAAGGGCUAGGAGAUUUAUUACUUCUCCAAUCUCCUAUGCAUUUUGAGAGUUUCCCAGUUCCCCACCCCGCCUCACCCCGUAUAAAGAUUCAUUCCUCUUUGUGUCUCGGCAGCCUUUUUGUUUCUUUGAAGAUAUGAAGUGUUUUGAAGGAAAAAUUUAGUGGCAUAGUUGGAUGAAGUUUCGUGACGAAAACCAUUUUCCUUGUCACAAUGAUUAGCAUUUGGAAUGCUUUUCCUGAGCAUGGUUGAUACAGGUUUUGAAGGAGAGAAAAUUGAAGGGUUAAAAGAAACAGAUUUAUUAAUUUGCAAGUAGCUGAAUAUUUGUACGCAUCUAUUAAUUGUAGAUUGCUCUGCUCUGAAUUUUAAACCUGGAAUACAAGGUGCACAUCACAUGGCCUUUUUUUUUCAGUUUUGGUUUCUCAGGCCUCAUUCCAAUAUCUCAGAACUACCUCCUAUCUGAACGUUAUGGAAAUUUAAUGCAUUGGUAGGUGGGUAGAAGCAGAAAACUGGGGCAACAAGCAGUGUCCAAGAAAUGAAUAGACUUUUUAAAAAAAAUUGUGUGUAGGCGUCAGUUUGAACUUUUGAUUUAUGGAUAUUAAAACAAGUACAUUUUGUGCCAAUGAAUAACUUGGAAAAUUAAAUAACAACUAUAAUAAUGAAGGCUUAUUUGAUUUUUGUUGGGGAUUUAAUUCAGUUAAUUACCUCCGCAUGAAAAAUGUGAGAAAAUAUGGAACUGUCAAUGUAUUACUUGAUAGCCCAUUCAUACACCCACAGUCAGAUUUUUCACUAAGCUGUAUCAUCUCUGGAGAAAUUUUAAAAUUGGUUUGGAUGUUCACAUCUGGAACCCCUACUCAAUUACUGAACAAUAUUAUUUUGACUGACAGGUGGGGAAAUGGGACAGGCAAGAUUCUCACUGGUGAAAAUGUGUUGCUGGAAAAGCACAGCAGGUCAGGCAGCAUCCAAGGAACAGGAAAUUCGACAUUUCGGGCAUAAGCCCUUCAUCAGGAAUGCUUCCUUGGAUGCUGCCUGACCUGCUGCGCUUUUCCAGCAACACAUUUUCAGCUCUGAUCUCCAGCAUCUGCAGACCUCACUUUCUCCUCGAAGAUUCUCACUGGGAAAAUCUCAGCAGAGCAGUUUGAAUUACUGAGUUCAAACAUGCCCUGUUCUUGCUAUUUCAAGGGCUGUUACCCUCAAUGUGAGGGUUUGAAAUUUAAGGAGUCGCCUUUAAAUUCAGAUGACACUUCAACUGACCUAGCAUGCCCUUCAAGAGCAUUUAUGACAUCUUACUUUGCCAUCCCCACCACCUCUCUUGACUCCUCUGCAUUCGCUCAUUGCAUAUUGUAUUUUCAACCUCCAGUACUGGCUGAAUAGGUGUUUCCUCCAACCAAAUAUUGGAACAUCAAAAGCCCUUGGGUACAGGUCUCAUUGCUAACUCCAUUCCUGAGCCAUUGAUUUCAUCCCUCUCAUUGAGCAGCGUUUAAGACAUAACUGACUAAAUGAAUGAAUCUGACUGUUUGCACUCUUGGCUUCUUCUUGGACUCAGUUGGAAUGUCCAGCUAUGUAUCUAUGCCAUCCCUGACCUACCACCAUCUCUGUGACAUGUCUAGUCACAUGUUUGACUGGAAGCCCUCAUUUCAGAUCUUUGUUACCUUGGGACUCGCCUGUUUUAAUGCUCUUCUGACUAUCUUCCAUUGAGUUUCUACUCUCCCAAAACUCUGCCUUUCAAGCAUGACCUGUUCACCCAUCACCUCUGUUUAGUCUCACUGAACUCCCUUAGCAUAAAGUUCAGGAAAGACUUGAUUUUAAAAGGCUAAGUUUGCAGACUAACAAUAGAGGGCACAGAUCUGAUAAAGGUUAAACAAAAAAUAGGGCUUUAAUUUCUUAUAUUUUGU
Molecule: messenger RNA, 7754 nt
Organism: Hemiscyllium ocellatum (epaulette shark)
Lineage: Eukaryota; Metazoa; Chordata; Chondrichthyes; Orectolobiformes; Hemiscylliidae
Gene: psat1
Product: phosphoserine aminotransferase 1
Exons: 9
Coding region: 125-1240 (371 amino acids)
Biological process (GO): L-serine biosynthetic process
Cellular component (GO): cytoplasm
Molecular function (GO): pyridoxal phosphate binding; O-phospho-L-serine:2-oxoglutarate transaminase activity
Source: RefSeq, a predicted model, not a curated record